AUGGCUAAACCCUCCAAAUCUUCCAAAUCUUCUCGCCGGAAAAAGACACCGGCCUCGUCGGGGUCUUCUACUCCAAGCUCCGCAUCCUUAGGUCCCAUCCCACCCUUCACGAAAGUCCCGGACAUUUUGAAACCCUUCGUCGAGCCGUUGUUAUCAGGAGAGAUAUAUCUGGUUCAUAUCGAUACAACAGGGGCAGACCUCAAAUGGCAAGCCUUUCUCGUACCAUCGCUGGUCAACGCUGUAAUUGCCGCCGUCAUUCUACUACGAGUGUACAUGGGAAUCAGCACGUACCCCGCGCUGAUCGCGAUCGUUAUUGGACUUGAAAGCAGCCUUAGUGUCAACUUAUCGACAACGUCAUGGUUUGAUAUCGCUCAACUCAUCAUUCGGAGGACGGGUGGACUCUUCAUCGACUACUUCCUCGUGACCGUGUUCCUAGCCUGGCCGAUCAACUUCAUCCUGGGCCCUGUCCGCUGGCGUCGCGCAAUAGGAUUCCGGGACCGCGAAGUUAUUGUUCGCCGCAGUGCUUCCAGCUGGAGUAGUCAGCUUGUACGCAACACGUGGAUGCGCGAUGACGAGGCGAUGCGCGACAAGAUUGUGGCUGCCGUUACCCCUGAGCGUAUUGGAAAGACUGGAUAUCUGCUUGUGGACGAUGACUGGAAUCUAGACUAUGAUGCGAUGACCCAUGCACAGAAGUUGGUUGACCGAACCCGCAAGGGUGAUGGUGUGCAGCUGGAUGAGUUCCGCACCGCUGUAUUGGUACAUACCGACUCAGAUGGCUGGUUGAUCUGGCGAGUCGGAGACGAUAACACACCGGCUGCUCUCCAAAGAUCUGCGCAGCGGGAUCAGAUCCUUGCUUUCAAGGAUAAGUUGACUGAUAUGGGGAAGGAGAGUCUUUUUUUCCGUUGGGUUGAGUUGGUUCAAUGGGAAAGCUCACAACCUGGUGGAUUUACCCCGGAGAGGCAAAGAUCUGCCAUGCUUCAGGUCAAAAAGAUGUUUGAGGAAGAGAAGGUCGAUUUCAGUAGCUUCUGGGAUGACCUUGGUGGUAUGGAAGGCAUGGGCUUAGAGGAGCUUGAUUGA
Molecule: messenger RNA, 1077 nt
Organism: Penicillium taxi
Lineage: Eukaryota; Fungi; Ascomycota; Eurotiomycetes; Eurotiales; Aspergillaceae
Exons: 1
Coding region: 1-1077 (358 amino acids)
Source: RefSeq, a predicted model, not a curated record